This is a messenger RNA of Fusarium subglutinans, 1302 nucleotides long. RefSeq lists its product as uncharacterized. The transcript has a single exon. NCBI's taxonomy places the organism in Eukaryota, Fungi, Ascomycota, Sordariomycetes, Hypocreales, Nectriaceae. The coding region runs from base 1 to 1302 and encodes 433 amino acids. The record is from RefSeq and is a predicted model, not a curated record.
AUGCCUGGAUCUAUCAAGUCUCUUAAGCGUCGGCCUACAGCCAAGUCAGCUGCCAAGCGCAUCGGCCGAAUGUUCAAGCGCACAAACAGCGAUGACCCCGAGGCAACUUCACCUGCAGACUCGGGCUUCUCCAAGGACUCGUUUGAUAGUUCUCGAGUUUCGACAUCGUCUCGAUUCUCUACAUCCUCACGUAUGACUACAAAGGAAAAUGUCGAGCAGCCUCGCCCUUCUGUAUCUCGGUAUGACACUGCACCACCGAAAGAACGCGAAGCGGUACCCCCUCACCCGUUCUUCUCGUCCAACUCAGAGCCGCUUCUUGAGCAUGAGAAGCCUGUUGGGCCUGGCGUGCCAGCUGAAACUGAGAAAGUGAUUGAACCUGGAACUUUGCCGUCACCUGUAGACAAAGAGUCCAAGGAUAAACCCAAGAUGUUGGCUGAGCAGAAGCCAGAGCCUGUCGAGACACCCAAGAAUUUUGAAAAGACAGAAGAGCUACCCCAGCCAGUCUCUGCACACAAGCCAGUACCGCGUCCUUUGCCUGAGCCCCCGACAAAGAAGAAUGUACUUCCUGAACCCGAAUCGCCAAUUCUCCCAAGAAAAUUCAGAGAGGAGUCUAAGGUCACCCCUCAACCGAUGACCAAAUUCGAAGACAAGAUAACACAGAAGCUUGAGUCAAAGGUAGAAUCCAAGCCGAUAGCUGAGCCGGUCAAAAAGACCAUAGUUCCCCCCCCGACUGUGGAAGACGAGCCAGAGCCUGUCGUCAUGCCCGCCAAGGAACAAGCAAGACCCAAGCUGAAAGCUGAAGUCAAACACAACCCUCCUAAAGUUGAUUAUCAAACAGUGUCUAAGGCUCAGCAUAAGGAUGUCCAGCCAAAGGUCGAGCCCAAGGUCCAAACAAAGACUCAGACUCACAAGGAGAGCACAACUAUGCAGUCUCUUACACCUGAAGUCACUCAAAAGCCAUCAAAGGCGCCAGCUCUUGAAGUCUCAGUUGCUUCAUCAGCGCCAAAUGUUCCCAUGACAUCAUCUGCUAUAGCAAUAUCUUCUGCCCCAAGGGUUGCUUCCAUCCCCAACACAGCAUCGGUUCCAAUAUACUCAGUCACACUCAGCACAGCAACAGUGUUUGUGCCCAAGACUGCUCCAGCUCCUUACACAGCUCGAGCCCCUAUGACGGCCCCGGCUCCGGUCAUAGCAACAGCACCCAAAGUUGUCAUGUCAAUGCUUAGUUGGACUCUACCAAAGCCUGCUCCGAUCCCUAAGCGAGCUCAUUCUCCAGCAACCUCGUGGAUCGUGUCUUCUGCUUGA